Messenger RNA from Pygocentrus nattereri (red-bellied piranha), 5302 nucleotides. RefSeq names its product prostate transmembrane protein, androgen induced 1 (gene pmepa1). The coding region runs from base 619 to 1407 and encodes 262 amino acids. The transcript is spliced from 4 exons. Lineage: Eukaryota; Metazoa; Chordata; Actinopteri; Characiformes; Serrasalmidae. The record is from RefSeq and is a predicted model, not a curated record. Gene Ontology annotation, biological process: negative regulation of transforming growth factor beta receptor signaling pathway. Gene Ontology annotation, cellular component: early endosome membrane; Golgi membrane. Gene Ontology annotation, molecular function: R-SMAD binding.
CAGUAAUCAUCAGUUUGCAUAAAAAUCAGUUUAUGCUCAACAAGCCAUUAUUUGGUUGGCAUCAUCCAACUUUUUUUUUUAUGCCCAGCAUUUUUUCCCAUGCCACCACACAGCUCACACACACAGUUCGUAACUCUGGCACUAGAAGAAUAUCAUGUCUAAAACUGUUCUGCUGUCACGGAUGUUUUUUUUUUGUUCUGUUAUGCAAAAUGACUGACAAAUAAUUCAGUCUAGACUGUGACUUGGCCCUGUGUGAAAGCUCUUCUCUCUCCUUCUCUCUCUCACUCUCUCCCUCUCUCUUUCACACUUUCUCUCUCACCCCAUCUGUCUUUUCCUGGAUUUCCUUCCCUGCCAUUGUCUGUCUGAAUGAAAUAAUCUAUUCCUUUUCUUUCUGCACCACCACAUUCUUUUCUCUCAGUCUGUGGGCUGUAUUUUGUGUGUGUGUGUGUGUGUGUGUGUGUGUGUGUGUGUGUGUGUGUGUGUGUGUGUGUGUGUGUGUGUGCAGUGGAAUUGACAAGUAGUUUAUGCUCAGUGUAGUUGUCAUGCUCCGCAAUACUCCAGAGCAUCCUUUUGGUUUGGGCUGUUUUCUACUUUGGAUUUAUUUGGGAAAAGAAUAGCAUGCAGCCAUGUCCAGGAACAGGUGAAGAUAACUGCAAACAGCUAUGCACUGCCCAGAUGGAAUUUGUACAGAUCCUGGUGAUCGUGGUGGUGAUGAUGAUGAUGGUGGUUGUGAUCACAUGCCUGUUGAACCACUACAGGCUCUCUGCUCAAUCCCUCAGUUCGCAACACAGGCAGACUCGUCGGUGCCACCCUUCACUUAGUGCAGAUGGGAGUUUAUGGUCAUCAGAUGGGCCAGGCCUAUCAAGUGGAAUAAGUGAGCAGGUGUAUAAUCCACGGCCACCCGAUCGAGUCCCUCUAUACAUACAACAAGACCAUCUAACCCGGUUCCAACCCACCUACCCUUACCUGUCUCACACAAUCAUCGAUCUUCCCCCAAACAUCCCUCUCUCAGACGGGGAAGAGCCCCCUCCGUACCAGGGCCCCUGCACCCUCCAGCUCCGAGACCCAGAGCAGCAGCUGGAGCUAAACAGAGAGUCAGUCCGUGCCCCUCCCAACCGCACUAUUUUUGACAGCCUCCUUAUUGACUCUUCAUUCUGCCCCCCAAGUGUUAACGCUGGCAUCAGUACUGCCAGCUUGGAGUGUGCUCCGCCUGCCUACACUGAGGUCAUCGGUCACUACUUUCACCCUUCAUCAAUGCCCCAUCACGCACAGUCUCCACAUGGAACAGCCGUGGACCCCCCUCUUCCGCUGAUCCAGGGUGAUCUGCAGCCAGUGUUACCCCAAAUCAACAGCACAGACAGCCAGAACACCCGUAACAAGGAGAAACACAAAUCACAGCAGGUCUGACCUUUGGCUAACGUUAGUUUAUCUUUGUCUGCACAGCCUGCAGAGUCUUCUGCUUGUGCUGACUAGCAUGAAUGCUAGUGUCAUUGCUGGUUAGUGUGAUAAUACAUUAACAUCAGUGGCCUUGCUUCCAUCCUUUUGAACUAGUAGGGUAAGGGAAGGAAGAGGAAUUUGAAGGCAGACGUACAAUAUCCCCGUAAAAAAUCAUGCACUAUAUCCUCUAACAGUAGUUUUUUCCUCUGUUGAUCGGAACAUAUUUGUGUGAAAGUGAGAGAAGAACCUAAAACUGUUCAUGUCUGAUAUUUACUUUGUAUAUUUACACACUUAUGACACUCUGUAUAGAAACUCUAAAACGUAUAAACAGCUAGAAAAUAUAUUAUUUUUAUUUUUUUGUGACUAUUAUGCUGCAUACCUCGAUAAUUACCUUCUAGUAAACUUUUACUUAUUUUUUUAUUUGUCCUUUGCUGACAUGAUUUGUGUAAUCAACAGUUUGUUUCUGAAAUCAUAUUCACAAAGUAUUUCUCCUGGUUUCCCUUAUAUUUGCUUUUGGUCAGUAUUUACAGAGUCUUACGCCCUUCUUUAUUUUUCGACAGACUUGUCAGUUGUUAUUUCUGAUGGCAAACCAGAAACAAAAGCAGCAACACUGAUGCAUUUCCACUAAUGGAAAAUCUACAAUAUUUGUGAAACAAAGAAAGUGAAGGUAUUUUUCUAGUAGAACUGGUGUCUAAGAAAGCUUUAGUUCCUUAGUUAUUUAGUCUGAGCUAGAGGAAUAUAGUUAUCACUUGGAGUGCCAACACUUAAUGUGUUUGAUAUUGUGCUAAGCAUGUACUGUGUGUGUGUGUGUGUGUGUGUGUGCGUGUGUGUGUGUGUGCGUGCGUGCGUGUGUGUGUGUGUGUGUGUGUGUAUUUAAUUUCACACAGCACAUGUAAAAAAACUGAAAAAACAAAAAACACUUUUAGUUAUUUAUAUUAAUGUUUAAAACUUGCACUAUUUUUUAAAACAACUGAAUGGCAAGCCAAGGCUUGUGAAUAAUAUGAGAGAAACUAUUGAGCUGAUCGGAGUUUGUGUGCAUGUAUGUAACUGAGAAAACCAUUUAGCCCUUAACUUCAAAAUCUUUUUUUAUAACACAUUGGGGAGCCACCCUGAAACACCUGCACUUCACAGCCUUACCUGAACAAACCCAGAACUCAUCCUUUAGAGCUUGAUUUAAUUAAACUAUUUUCAGUCCAUUUCUUCAGUUUUGCUGCUGAGCACAGGCUUGGAUUCUUAUCUUCUGAAAUGGGCAUCUCUUAUGGCACUUUAUGGAUAAGAGGAGAAACACAAUCCAGCUCACCAGCUAUUAGAUAUCAGUAAGAGAAGAUAUUAAUAAAAUACAUAAAUAAAUGUUAUGCAAGUGCUUCCUCAUCAGUUUAAAAUUACAGGAGGACCGUCAUGAAAGUGCUGGAAUCAUAGAGAGGUAAUGGAGAUAGAGAGAAAUGUCAACAUGAGUGUGGACGUCACAGUCAUUAUUAUAUAAACAUCGGCACUUAUUUGAUACUUAUGAGUCUACUUACAGUUCAUUCUUCAUAGUGGUUAGCAAGUUGUCCAUUGGCACAGUAAAGCUUUACAGCUUUUUUACCAUGAUACAUAUUUCAAUACCAUGACACCCCUGAACAUGCAGAUCACUUCUGUAGCCAUCAAACCAUUCAAAGAGAUCCUACCUUUUAUGUUCACACAGUAACAUAAUUUGAGGAUCAGAAGUCACUCCAUCAAUCAAGGUUGAGCACAAUCCUAUUCAAAUGCUGCCAAAUAGUGACUUACAGUAUGACUCUAAAUAUAGGCUUUUUCUUUAUUCUGGUUGGAAUUAGCUGCCAGUUACAGGUCAAGGUAAUCAUAAAAUAUGUUUUUUUGACCAAUGGGCGCUUUUUUUUCCUUUUUAAACUGGAUUUCUCCAGUCUUGCUUCAGGGAAACCACAACUUACUAUGGCAUCAAAUUGCCAGGAGCAAAAUCUUUGGGGGAAGCAGAUAACACCCAAAGCAUAAUUUUUUAUGAAUUACAAAAGUGAUGCAUUUUUAGAUUUCUUUAGCUUGUUUUAUAUUGCUGUAGUUGUAUUUUAGUGAUGUGAGUUUGUGCAAAUAUUCACCUCAGGAGUUCACCCAUUUCAGGUCAUUCUAUACCAGACUUAUUGGGUAAGGCUUGGAGAUUAAUAUUUGCACAUCUAUGCACUGGAAAACAAUAGUUUUUAUACUGCUUUAUUGGUUAUGCAUUGGAAUCCUUAUAUUCCAAACAGGGUAAGGGUGUCCCUUUGUGCAUUUUUUUUCUUCCACCCAACGAGAGCUCUCCCUCUUCUAGAGAUGCUUAUUUUAUGCUAACAUGCCAAUGUGGCCUGAUCCUACUGCCACUGACCUAGGCAAACAAUCUGCCAAUCAGAAGGCCAGUGACAGAGAUGUAUUAUGAAAGGAAGUGGAGGACGAUGACAGUGACAAAAAUGGUGAUAUGGUAGCGAUGUUGUGGAGAAUAUUGCAAUAUACUUAAUAUUUGCCUUUUGAUAAUAGUAUCUUAUUGAACGUAGAUUAAACAUAAUAAUGGUUGGUUUGUUGUCAUUAUUGUUCAGGUUUUUGUUGUUACUGUUAUUAUAUUUGCUUUGUUUUAUGUAUUUUUAUUUGCUUAUACUGAAACACCUAUACAAGGUUGUUAUGCAUAAGUCACAGACAUGUAAUAUCAGUUGCUUUUCAUUUAUUUGCUUUGGCCUGUCCUUUUACUUGCAGACCUACUGACCUACUGACAACUUUCAGUUAAGAGCCAUCAUGGUAAGAAAGCAUUUAUCAGUGGAAUCUGUGGUUAAUUAUAGUUCAUUUUAGGCCUAAUUUAAGGUGUAGUUUGAGUUUAGAAUAUUAUUUGUUAUUGGUGUUCUUUUCUGCUAAUCAGAAUCAUGUAAGAAUUCAUUGUAAUAAAAACAAAAUUCUUGUUUUAUUUCCCACUCAUUUUGUGAUGCGUGCCUUCGAGUAAUCGAUGUGAUUACUCUUCGUUCUGUUUGUUGCCUUCACACAUGAGGAGUCCCCUGCCCAUCUGAAUCUGAUACCCAGAAUAAAUACAUAUUGGUAAUCAGUAGAGAAUACAACCAAAUACAACCAAUUUGCAUGCAAAUUUUAAUCAACUGAAGCAUAAUAUCAAACCAAAUAAUGGGAUUACAUUGGUUUGUACUGUUCUUAGCACUGUAAAUGAAAAGUACAGUUAACACAUUCCAGAGUGAACUGUCAUUGUUUUCCAAUGUUUUAUUGCUUUAAGCUUGGUUCAUGACAAGGCUGAUCAAUCUUUGAACCACUUAAGUUUAAGAACACCAAUAUGAUUCUGGAUCAAUCUAGUAUGACUUUAAAGCAGUAGCUUUAGAAAAAAAAGCCAGAGAGAUUCAACUGAAUCAGUCUGAAUGUUUUUUCAAUGUGCAAAUAGGCAUUUUCAAAGAGCUUUGGAAGGGCCCUGUUAACACCAGUUUUAUUUCUCAUAUACAUUUCAUUUUUCUCAUUUUUUUUCUAAGAUGUACAUUGAAACUUGUUUAUGAGAAUAGACAGUAAAGAGUACUUUUGAAUUUGCAAUUGGAAUGUGUGUAUAUUUAGAUUUAAGUGUAAGAACAGAAAUUCUUUUUUUCUUUUUCUUUUUAAGCCAGAAAUUCUUAUGUUCAAUGUUACCAUGGUUAUACCACUAGCAUGGCUCAAGCUUUUACUUUGCAGUUAAUAUAGAGACAUCUUUGUCAACAAUGGCAUGAAAUGUAAUCUUUAUUUUUUUAUUUAUGUAACACCUUUAGUGUUAUCAGACGUGAAUUUACUAUUUGACAAAUGAGCUGAGGACAGUGUCCGUAACACAUGCUGUAAAAUCUGAAACAUUUCAAUUCAGCAAAUAAAACAUUUUACAUAGUACUGA